UUGUGGACCUGCAGUGCUGUAGUAGGUGAGACAGACAGGGAGAAGCAGCAGACACAGACAAACAUACACAGUCAACCUGUAUAUAUACACACACACACUUUCACACACACACCCACAGACAAGCAGGUAGGCAGAGGAGCAGACCUAAUCCUACCACUUAACACACUCAUUCACUCUCACUCGUCACACACUCAGUCGGCAGCAGCAUGUUCCGGUGGAGGCUCGUCCAGGCAGUGUGUGUGCUGUCAGCGUGUGUGUGUCUGGUUCUCACAUACGAGGAUGAUAUUGAGGUCAACUUCGCUGACACCUACUACAAUGAAAUCACAGAUGGAGAGACACCAGAACCCACACCGAGUCAAGCCCCCUGCAGUUCUCGGGACUUGACCAAAUGGGACAAAGUCUUCUCGAUGCUGGAGAACAGUCAGAUGAGGGAGAACAUGUUGCUUCAGUACGCAGACGACAUCGUCAAGGUGGAGAUGGCGUCACUGCGCGGAGAAAUGCUCAGGUUCGUAGCCCAGUACGGCGGCUCCUGUGGGGUUGCAGUGGAGACAGCAGGCAGAAAGAUGGCCGUGCACCUGGAGAGCCGUCUCAGAGACACAAUGGAGCAUCUCAAACCCAGAGAUCAGACUUCUGCUGGGAAUUCUGUCGGGAAUUCGAACCACCUGGAGGCGAUGCUGCAGCAGCUCCUCUCCGCGGCACGAACACAAGCGUCCCGACAUGCCAAGCUGGAGACCAGCUGCUUGGGGACGAAUGCAAAGACAGGAUCCCAGCUCCCAGACGCUGCAGGGAAUGAGCACCGGGAGCAGGAGGUCACGUCGCGAGAGGUGGCUUUGGACGGGGUGCUGACUGCGCUGCAGCAGACGAGGAUGGAACUGGGGGAGGUGCUGAGGUCAUCGAGUCAAAGAUACCUACCCGCAGGUUGUGAGAUGGCGCUGCUCUUCCCCAUGCGUUCCCGUCGAAUCUACACCUCCGUCAUACCAGAGGUCCCGCUCUCCAUCUCCGCCUUCACGGUCUGCAUGUGGGUGAAGCCGACCGCCGUGUCCAACAAAACCGUGCUGUUCUCCUACGGAAACCGCCGCAACCCUUAUGAAAUCCAGCUGCUGCUCGGUCAAACCUCUGCGCUCUUCACCAUCGGAGGAGAGGCUCACCUGGUGGAGGCUCGGGGCGUGCUGAACCCAGGAGGCACGUCAGAGUGGAUCCACCUGUGUGGGGCGUGGUCGUCUGUGCAGGGCCUGGCGUCCCUGUGGGCAGGUGGGAAGAAGGUGGCCUCCACACCCGGGGUGGCCGAGGGACACGUCUUACCCGAUGGAGGCUCACUCCAGCUGGGGCAGGAAAGGAACGGCUGCUGCCCUCUGUCUCCAGGCAGCGGGAGCGGGGUGGCCGGGUUCGAGGGAGGAUUCGAUCCCAAAGUGGCGUUCGUGGGGAAGAUGACAGGAGUGAACAUGUGGGACAGGGUGCUGUCAGAGGGGGAGAUUUCCCAGCUGGCUUUGCGGCAGGGCCAGGGCUGCGAGCAGAGGGGGAACGUGGUGGCGUGGGGAGUGACGGAGAUGGUGCCACACGGAGGCGCUCAGUUCAUCAACUAACAGAGUCAAACUCCUCGAAGGGUGGAAAUCAUCAUCGUUGUGAAUAUCAGCAACAUCGUAAUAAGCUUUGAUGCUGAAACUGAAGAGAGCAACUUACAACGUAUCGUCUUUGUCCUGUAGUUUAAUGUUUCCUGUUAUUAUCAAGACUCAUUCCUUCAUCAUCCACCGCCGUUAUCAUUCAACCUAACGCUGCAAUCAACUUCCCUGGACAUGUUCAGAUGAGAGAAAGCAAAUGCUGUGAGAGACUGACGUUGAACUGAUUAAACACACACACACACACACACACACACACACACACACACACACACACACACACACGUGCUGCAUUUACCAAAGACUUAAUUAGACUGCAGGACAAACAAAGAGUCUAUUGUUAAAGUGAACGGGUUCUGAGCCAGUAAACAGAGUAAUCAGCACGCAGCAGGAGAGGAACACACGAGGUCGCAGACAAUCACCAGAGAUUAUCUUGUAAUUGUCGAGUGAUUUCAGAGUAACGAUGCAUUUUCUCCAUCUCCAUUUGUACGGAAACAUCUCGUGAAGUUAAUCAAAUAUCAACGCUGUUAAUCAUUAAUGUAAUAAAACAUUUUGUUUUCUACUUUGCAGUCUUGUAGGUACACUUCAUUAGGAGUUGGUUGGUCACAAUAAAAGGAACCACACUAAUGUGUUAAUAAUGUGCAGAACAUGUGCGACUGCUGAACUCGCUUUCUUCUACCAGCAAUGUGACGUAUUGUUUCAUUCUCAUAACUUCCUUUGUGAAAGCUUUUAAAGUUUCCAAACGUGUACUCAUGUCAGUGUUUACAUGCAUGAGUUAUAUCAUUCCUGUUCUGCUUUGUUAGUUUUGUAAUUUUAGGGUAAUAUAUGUGUGUGUCUUCUUUUUUUGCAUGAAGCAAUAAGAGUAAAACUGAGGACAAUGUUUACACUAAUCUUUCAUGAACUAAGUUGUCUUGUACUAUACUGUAAAUUGCUUUCUGCUAUUCUUGUGAAAAAGUGAAACUGAAUGUAUUUUGUACAUAAAUAUAUUUUGCAUAACGUGACUGGAUGAAUGGAGAGUGAGGAGUGAAUAAACAUUUCAAGUUAUAAUAUAUUCCGUUGCUGGAGGAGCGAUUAUUAUUUUUAAAUCUUAUCUCACACGCAUGAAUUGAUGACAUAAUAUUGUUGAUUUAAAUCUUGCAAGACAAUGUAAGAGUAUUUGUUUAGCGUCUUCCAAAUAUAGCUGAGAUUGAAAGAUAAGCGUUACAUCAACAUUAUAAAACAGAACGAGCAGGAA
Cottoperca gobio is the source of this 2850-nucleotide messenger RNA. RefSeq names its product pentraxin 3, long a (gene ptx3a). The record is from RefSeq and is a predicted model, not a curated record. The transcript is spliced from 4 exons. Gene Ontology annotation, molecular function: complement component C1q complex binding. Bases 207 to 1583 code for a protein of 458 amino acids. Lineage: Eukaryota; Metazoa; Chordata; Actinopteri; Perciformes; Bovichtidae. Gene Ontology annotation, biological process: innate immune response.